CAUGUGCAGCUCUACCCUCACCUGAAAUGCAAGAAGUAAGCAACUAGAAGUGCUAAUUCACCUCAAAUCCCCAAGGUCUGUUUCAGAUAGAAUUGCCCUGUGGAAGUGUCUGCAAGAAAACCUUGAUCUUGAGAACUUCACAAUGAAGACAGGAGUGUAAGACAAAGAUUGUGUCAAGCACCAAGCUGGAGGAGCAGUGAUGUAAAAAUGGCUGAUGAGAACUGCACCCACGUGACUCAUUUCACCUUCUUGGGACUCACAGAGCACCCACAGCAGAAGCUUCUCCUCUUUGUGCUCUUCCUGGGCAUCUAUGUGCUGACAGUCCUGGGGAACCUCGGCCUCAUCACCCUCAUCAGGCUCAGCCCUCAGCUCCACACCCCCAUGUACUUUUUCCUGGGUUGUUUGUCCUUCUUAGACAUUUGCUACUCCUCCACCAUCACCCCAAAAAUGCUGCUGGACCUCCCAACAACAAACAAAGUCAUUUCUUUUCCUGGCUGCCUCACACAGUUGUAUUUCUUUGCAGUUUUUGGCACAGCUGAAGUUUACCUACUGGCUGCCAUGGCCUACGACCGCUACGUGGCCAUCUCCAAGCCCCUGCUCUACAAGGCUGCCAUGUCCCCUGGGCUCUGCUGGAGCCUUGUUGCUGGGUCCUACCUUGCAGGGUUGCUGAAUGCCAGUGUGCACACAAGUGCCCUGCUCAGGUUGUCCUUCUGUGGCCCCUUGGUCAUCAACCAUUUCUACUGUGACGUGACACCUCUGCUUGCCGUCACCUCCACCGACCCGCGCCUCAACAAGGGUUUGGUGUUUGUCUUUGUGGGUUUCAACUUGCUGGCCACCAACCUCUUCAUCCUCACCUCCUACACCUGCCUGGUGGUGGCUGUGGGCAGGAUGGGCUCAGCUGCAGGCAGGCACAAAGCCUUCUCCACCUGCACCUCCCACCUGGCAGCUGUCGUUAUCUUCUACGUGUCUGCUGCUUUUAAUUACCUCCAACCCACGUCACCAAACUCACUGGAGGGCAAGAAAAUUGCAUCCAUCUUCUACACCAUUCUCAUCCCCAUGCUGAACCCCAUGAUUUACAGCCUGAGAAACAAGGAGGUGAAGCACGCCCUCAGCACUUUGAUCAGGAGGCAAGUGUGCUUCUGAAGGACAAUUUCAUAUUAUAUUUUUCCCCUCUCUCUAAGGAGGAUGUUUCAUGCAAAUCUCUGUUGCCUCCAUAAACUAUUUAAUACCUCACAUGUUUAGGGCUGAAAAAUUAAUUAGUGUGCUCUGAAACUGACACAACUACAUGGGUCUUGUCUUUAGUACAAACUUCUUGUCCAGUUACUCUACUUCCCAUGUAGUGACCAUGA
Molecule: messenger RNA, 1349 nt
Organism: Calypte anna (Anna's hummingbird)
Lineage: Eukaryota; Metazoa; Chordata; Aves; Apodiformes; Trochilidae
Product: olfactory receptor 1052
Exons: 2
Coding region: 208-1143 (311 amino acids)
Biological process (GO): G protein-coupled receptor signaling pathway; sensory perception of smell
Cellular component (GO): membrane
Molecular function (GO): odorant binding; olfactory receptor activity; G protein-coupled receptor activity
Source: RefSeq, a predicted model, not a curated record